AUGGCCGGCAAGAAGAGAUCGAAAAAGCCAGCCGCAAAUCCUGCAAGAGGUUUCGCGACCACCUCGAUCGCAUCGUCGAAGCCACGAGAUGUCGCGGACGCCAAUGACGAUGCCCUAGCCAAACCUGGCGAUGUUGCUGCCCCGCCGAAAGAUGCCCCACCAUUGCCUGCUAACGGCAACAGCCUUUCCUCCAACGCCGUCGCGCAAACCGAGAAUAUCAGUGCCGAAGAGUUUGAACGCCAGCUUGAGGAGUCGGAGCUACAGUAUAUGGUGGAGAAAUUUGGACAGAAGGUUAAACGGGAUGCACAGCGCCAGAAGUCUCGCCUCGAGACGGAUAGACGCAUUCUCCGCGGGCAGGCUGAAACGGUCAACGCUAGGAAAUGGCUUCCCCAGGAGCUCAUGGACCACGUCCUUGACCUGAUUAAAGCAGAGGGCCGCUUUGCAGCUUCAAGCGUCUUGCCCGAGGGAGCAACUAGUAGACUGCCCCCGGAGGAAGACUUGGCUAUCAAGCUCUGGGCACUGCAGCUGACCCUGACGGGCUCCGACUUCCCCCAGGGUAGGAUUCAAGCGGCGUUACAAUUCGUUCUGGACAUUGCGCCCAACAUCUCGCCAAGCCCAAAGGGCGAUUCAGUCUGGGGAUUGGAGGAAGCGUUUGACUGGUUGGCGAGGGAAUGCCCCUCGAGCGAACUUCCUGGCUACAGCGGGCGGAGCAAGGCGACGCUGAAGCCCCAAGAUACUCCGUCUGACACCCCUAGCGCAUCUGGGACGACCACCCCUCAACUGCUCGAUCUAGACCCUAGACAAAGAUCGAAGCUAAAGAACGGCGGCCUCAACUCUCGACCUCCACGAGGUCUCUCUCCAAAGAAACUCACCGCAACGUACGAUGAAGAUAUUGAGCCCGACCAACUUCUGCCUUUCUAUCUCGAGGCCAAAGAAAAGCUCUUUGAGAUACAGCGUCCAAGACAGGACUUGCCCAAGGACAAAGGACGGAAAGGCAAUUCUGCCCCUGGUGAUGAGCAGGCGCUUCUCCUGGCUAAGAUCGACCGCGUUGAGAAAGAUGUUCUUUUCGACAAAUACGUAGCUGAGCAGCAAUGGAGAACGCGGAGGAUAAUCUUGGAGAAGGAAUACUCUGCCAGCAAGAAGAAAUCGGUAGAGGAAAAGGAGGCAACGCAGGCUGACGGCGAAGACAUCCCGACCAACGGUCUUGAUGAUGUCAACGAAAAAGCCGAACGCAUUGGAGCCGAAGUUCUGGCCGAGAGCAGCGAUGACGGAGGGCUCUCGAACCUUUUUGACGGCCUCCCCACCAACGAAGUCGACCCCGUUACCGGUAAAACGAACACGGUAAUGAACGGUGCUGAUGGGAGGAGAACGGUGAUCAGGGAUUUUGGAAAAUGGACUGGAGUGAGCCCCAUGAGGGCUCUUGAGGAGGCUUGCCGCUCAAGAGACUCGUCUGUGAAGAUAUCCUAUCAUCUCCUUUCUGACAUCGCUUUUGCCAACCGCCACGCCGUUAACAUCGUCUGGUCUAAGCCGCAGGAACUCCCUGCCACGCCUGAGGUUGCCGAACUGGAAGUCUUCACGACGCCCCUCCAAUUCGUGUUUAAGAUGGCGUCCAUUGCCACCCCUGACCCGAAGCAAUCGGAGGCUUACAUAGCCACUACCGGGUUAUUCUUCAUCUUUGCUUCGUCCGGAAAGGACGAAAAGGUGUCAAUGAGACUCCCAAACACAUGGAAGGACCUAUGGUCAGAGUUUGCGGACGCGAAGAAAAACAAGGCUGACGGAGAGGAUAGAGAUGUCUUGCGAGGCAUCCGAGACCUUGUGCGGAAGAGGAUGGAACAGGAACUCGAAGAUGGCGUCCUCAUCCGGGGCGCGUUCAAGGGACGGGGCCAGGCCAAGAAUCUGACCGACUCUGAGCAAUCCGACCACGAGCGGGCAAAACGCCAACCAUUCGGGCCAGAGUACUACCAACACAUUUGGCUGCAAAAGGCGAAUACCCCCAGGUUCCAGCAAAUGUUGGUGUCACGGAUGCAACUUCCCAUGUGGCAAUUCAGACAGCAGGUCGUUGAAACGGUCGAGAGAGAGCAGAUAGUCAUCAUCUGUGGCGAAACGGGAUGCGGCAAGAGCACGCAGGUGCCUUCAUUCCUUCUUGAGCACCAGCUCUUGCUGGGCAGGCCGUGCAAGAUCUACUGCACAGAGCCCCGACGUAUUUCGGCCAUAUCGCUGGCCCGUCGGGUUAGUGAAGAGCUCGGAGAAGGACGAGGAGAUAUCGGGACGAACAGGUCUUUGGUGGGAUAUUCUAUACGACUCGAAGCGAACACUUCGAGGGAGACCCGUCUUGUGUUUGCCACAACUGGUAUUGUCAUGCGCAUGCUAGAAGGGUCCAACGAUCUUCGAGAGAUCACCCAUCUAGUGCUCGAUGAAGUCCAUGAGCGUUCCAUCGACAGUGAUUUUCUGCUUAUUGUGCUGAAGAAGCUGCUCGCUAGGAGGAAGGACCUCAAGGUCGUGCUCAUGUCGGCCACUGUCGACGCCGAGAGAUUUUCACAAUAUCUAAACGGAGCACCAGUUCUACAGGUUCCUGGGCGAACGUUCCCAGUUCGAGUCAAUUACCUCGAAGAUGCCGUCGAGCUGACUGGAUAUUCGCUCGACCAGCGGAGCCAAGAGAAGGUUACGGAGCUAGACGACGAUUUAGAGACGGAAGCAGACAACUCGUCCAAACCGGAGCUCAUCAAAGAACUCAAGAAUUACUCGUCACGAACGAGAAACACGCUAGCACAAAUGGACGAAUACAGGAUCGACUUUGAUCUUGUCGUCCAGCUCAUCUCUAGGAUUGGGCAAGACCCAACAUAUGCCCCCUUUAGCAAAGCGAUUCUCGUCUUCUUACCCGGUAUCGCGGAGAUCCGGACGAUUAACGACAUGCUACUCGGUGACAGGUCAUUUGCCGAUAGCUGGCUUGUCUAUCCCCUGCACUCUACAAUUGCCACCGAAGACCAGGAAGCAGCCUUCCUGGUCCCCCCUUCUGGAAUGCGGAAGAUUGUCUUGGCCACCAAUAUUGCCGAGACGGGCAUUACCAUUCCCGACGUGACUUGCGUCAUCGACACCGGAAAGCACCGCGAGAUGAGAUUUGACGAGCGUCGACAGCUAUCUCGCCUCAUCGAUACGUUUAUCUCUCGAGCCAAUGCCAAGCAGCGCCGGGGUCGUGCCGGGCGUGUCCAGGAGGGACUCUGUUUCCACCUGUUUACCAAGCUUCGUCACGACAAAUACAUGAGCGAGCAACAGACGCCCGAGAUGCUCCGGCUUUCACUUCAGGACCUUGCCAUCCGCGUCAAGAUUUGCAAGAUUGGCGGUAUUGAAGAGACACUGGGAGAGGCUCUGGAUCCUCCGUCGGCGAAAAACAUCCGCCGCGCCAUCGACGCGCUCAUCGACGUUCGUGCGUUAACUGCGGCUACGGAAGAGCUGACACCUCUGGGGCUACAGCUCGCGCGUUUGCCGCUCGAUGUCUUCUUGGGCAAGCUUAUUCUUCUCGGGGCCAUCUUCAAGUGUCUCGACAUGGCUAUCACUGUGGCCGCCAUCCUGUCGUCCAAGUCUCCGUUUGUGGCUCCUUUUGGACAGCGCAGCCAAGCCGACGCGGCCCGGAAAGGCUUCCGGAGAGGCGACUCGGAUCUUUUGACCGUGUAUAAUGCGUACUUGGUGUGGAAGCGGGCAUGCCAGACGGCAACUGGCGGCGGUUCUGAGUACCAGUUCUGCAGAAAGAACUUUCUCUCAUCACAAACGCUUGCGAAUAUCGAGGACUUGAAAGGCCAGCUGACGAUCUCGGUUGUUGACUCUGGCUUCCUGCAGCUUACAACAGAGGAACGCCAGACGCUUAACCGACUGCGCUCGAGCGGCAAACGGAGGAACCAGGUUUUCUUCGAGAUGCCGCAACGCGCCAACAUUAAUAGUGAAAAUGACACGAUCUCGCAGUCCGUCAUCGCGUGGGGUUUCUACCCGAAACUCCUCGUCCGCGAUGUCCCGGGCGGCAAGGGCCUGCGCAACGUGGGCAACAACCAGAACAUUAGCCUGCACCCCAACAGCGUCAACAAGGGCCAUAACGAACUGCGGUGGUUAAGCUACUACCACAUAAUGCAGUCGAAGGCCUUUUACAAUGCGCACGAAACGACGGCCGUGGACCCGUUUGCCAUCGCGCUGCUCUGCGGCGACGUGCGCAUCGACAUGUACGCGGGCGUGAUGGUCCUUGAUGGCAACCGCGCCCGCUUCACGGCGCCCGACUGGAAGACGAUGCUCGUCGUAAAGGUGCUCCGAGCCCGCCUGCGCGAGAUGCUCACGCGCAACUUCAAGAGCCCUAGCAAACUGGCCACGCAGCAGCAGGAGCGCUGGCUCGAGGUCUGGCAGCGCAUAUUUACCCUGGCUCAGGAGAACAAGGACAAGGCUGCGCAGGCUGCUGCUUGA
Molecule: messenger RNA, 4443 nt
Organism: Lasiosphaeria miniovina
Lineage: Eukaryota; Fungi; Ascomycota; Sordariomycetes; Sordariales; Lasiosphaeriaceae
Product: P-loop containing nucleoside triphosphate hydrolase protein
Exons: 3
Coding region: 1-4443 (1480 amino acids)
Cellular component (GO): intracellular anatomical structure
Molecular function (GO): ATP binding; helicase activity; RNA binding
Source: RefSeq, a predicted model, not a curated record